This is a messenger RNA of Python bivittatus (Burmese python), 1568 nucleotides long. It is a transcript of the gene TEKT4, whose product is annotated as tektin 4. NCBI's taxonomy places the organism in Eukaryota, Metazoa, Chordata, Lepidosauria, Squamata, Pythonidae. The record is from RefSeq and is a predicted model, not a curated record. Gene Ontology annotation, biological process: cilium movement involved in cell motility; cilium assembly. Gene Ontology annotation, cellular component: microtubule cytoskeleton; sperm flagellum; nucleus.
GCCGGGAGAGCUCACGCCCCUCGCCAGGGAGGGGCCUUGGCUUCCUUCUGUGCUUGGCAGAGCUACCCACGGAGCCAUGUCUCAGCCGGGUGUGCUGCUCACCAAGGAGCCUGCUCCGCAGACCAUCCCCGUCUCCGAGCUUCCCAUGAAGGUGUACGAGCCGGCUCUGAACACCGGCCCCGAUUCGUCGUGUGGCCUGGCCACGGCCGGCUUCCGCACAGCCAAGUUCCUGCCUGAAGAAUGGCACCAGCACAACUACAUCCAGUACCACGAGGCCUUUGCUGACCGCGACCACUCUGAGCGGUGCCGCCACGAGUCCCAGAACCUGGCUGCUUACACGGCCGAAUUGGCCCAGCGCACGCAGGAGGACUCCACGGCCAAGGUGGGCGAGCGCCUCCAGGACAUCCACUUCUGGAAGUCGGAGCUCCAGAGGGAAAUUGAGGACCUCGUGGCCGAGACCGACCUGCUGUUGGCUCAGAAGCUGCGGCUGGAGCGAGCCAUCGACGCCACGGAGCUCCCCUACAGCAUUGCCAUGGACAACCUGCAGUGCCGUGAGCGCCGGCAGCACCCUGACCUGGUGAGGGACCAGGUGGAGACAGAGCUGCUCAAGGAGGCAGAGCUCAUCCGAAAUAUCCAAGAGCUCCUGAAAAGAACAGUGAAGCAAGCUAUUAAUCAGAUACAGUUAAAUCGGGAUCACAAGCAGAUCUGCGAGAUGGACUGGUCGGACAAGGUCGAAACCUACAACAUCGAUGAGAAAUGCGGGCGGUACAGCAACCAGAGCACCAACAUUCAGUUUCAUCCCAGCUCGUCGAAGUUUGAGGACAGCGCUUCCACACCAGAGACAUGGUCCAAGCACAGCCAUGACAACAUCUAUCGGGCUGAGCGAGAGAAGUUGGCCUCCAUCAACCUCCGUGGCCUGGUCGACCACAUCCUCCAUGAUACAGCUGAGGACCUGCGCCUGCAGUUUGACGUGGUGAAUCAGGCUUUUGCCCAGCGCUGUGAGGAGAUGGAAGACACCAAGCACAAACUGGAGCACAAUUUACAAAAAACCCUCCAGGAGAUUGGGCACCAAGAGCACAAUGUUGAGGCGCUGAAGCAAGCUAUUAAGGACAAAGAAACACCCCUCAAAGUAGCCCAGACGCGGCUUUAUGAUCGUUCCUUUAGGCCCAAUGUGGAUCUCUGCAGAGAUUCUGCCCAGUUUAGGCUCAUCAGCGAAGUGGAAGAACUGACAGAAUCCAUUGAAGCUCUCAAAAAGAAGCUGCUGGAAUCCGAGCAAAGCCUCCGGAAUCUGGAGGACAGCCGGAUGCAUCUGGAGAAGGAGAUCGCCGUGAAGACCAAUAGCCUUUUUAUUGAUCGGCAGAAAUGCAUGGCCCAUCGUACCCGAUACCCAACUAUCCUGAAAUUGGCAGGCUACCAGUAGGGAAGCUGUCAUUCUAGAGGUGAAGUGAGCAAUCUGUGUUGGUCUCCGAAAGUUCUACUUUUCUAGAAAUGUUGUUCAUUGCUGAGGAUGCCAUUCAUUAGCGAUGUAAACUCCUAACCCUUCCAGGAUAAAUUAAAAUAUAGAAUUG